AUACGCUCUCUUCAUGACCUAUUUUGGCAUUCGAGUGUAGUCAGUGCGCGAGAGUCCCUGUUUCACGACCUUUAGUUUUGUCUACGAUAUAAGAGAAUAUUCUCAUAUAGUGAGAUACUGUUUAAGAGAAUUCUCUCUUAUACCGUAGCCAACACGAUAUAACAGAAAGCCGGAUUUAAGAGAGUGAAAUUGGCUUGUACCGACCCUCUCUUAAACCGUAGCCGCUACUGCGUGACGGCGAGCAACCUUCCCAAGGUCAUCGUGGUGCACGAGUGCUUGAGCGUGGCCUUCCUGGCGCUUACCUGGGCUGUCUGCUAUCAGAUACAGCCCACGCAGGCAAGGCCCGGUGUUCGCGCCCAUCAACAAAACAAUCCAAAACAGCAACAACGCCUUCAUCGUCCGGAGUCGCCAGUCCUUCGAGGCCCUCAUCUCCAAGUCGGAGAAGCGGCUUAGCCAAGAUUGGCUCAACAAGAGAGGGAUCGACUCCGGGAGAAUGGCGAUCUCCCUAGCGGAGUCGACCCUGUUCCGAAAGCUCGCCAAGCCGGUCACCAUCCCGGGAAAGCUCUGGCUCACGCUCAAGCUCUCGCAAACAUUCCUGGUUGGCGACGACCGCGACAACGGCAAUGAAAGCACCAACAGGGUUACCAGAAGGCCGUUGGUAAAAGAAGCAUCUUCGGGGACCGGAGGAUGGGGGUGGCUGAGGAAGGGGAGGCGAUCUGGAAAGCGAAGGAAAGCGAUUUGCCCCCCCGGGAGGAGGGGGGGUGGGAGGACGCCUGGCUGCUUUGUUGCCUUACCGCAGGCCGCUUCUGACCCGUUGUUGUUGCGAUCCUCGAAGGAGAUUUGUUGGUAGAAGCUAACGCUGGGGCACACGCCGAGAGGCCCCAAAGCUUGGCAGGGCCCAGGCUAGUGAUGGCGUGCCCUUAUUCGGUCCUUUGUGAUACUCCCACAGCUUCCCUUGAAGCAGCAGUGGUGGAGAUGGUAUGUCGUAUCGCGGUGCAGUGACCGACAAGAAAUCUCAACGUUAUUUCGGGACCCGCGCUAUGGGGAGAGGGUCCCUGAAAGAAGUUAGAAGCAGGCUAGGUUGCUGUGCCAAAUAUUUUUUUCCGCGGUACAUGGGGACCACGUUAUUCGAGACCGCGAUAUAUUGGGACCGCGAUGUGUCGGCAUCACUGCUGUAGUCGGUCUUGUUUGUUGCCGUCUUUUCCUACCCCGCUUUGCGCAAUCAACGGGGUCGUCUGGAGACUUUUUUGUGCUUUUGCGUAGAGACAGCUUGUCCGUUUGCCAUAGGAGACAACGUCGGUUGCUAACAGAUGACGGACAAGAUCACACGAGUUAACGUGUCCGAUUAUGCUGUCUCUGUUCACACACAAGGACUGUGUGUGUGCGAGGGUGUGUUUUUUGUCGCAGUUUCAGCACUAACAGAAUGCCGUUCGAUUUUUUGCGUGGGUGCUAACCCACUGUUGUCGCCUUGAUUUCUUUUUACACAUAUUUCGAGUAUGUUUUGGAGGCCCCAGUCGGGAUCACAGAGAAAGGUUGAACUACACACCAGGGUUGCUGCCACCUUUUUCAUUGCGUGCCUGCCGUUGUACAUCCGUUGUACAUGAAUUGACAAGGAUUCGCCUUUCCAUUCCCGCUUUAAGU
Ectocarpus sp. CCAP 1310/34 is the source of this 1641-nucleotide messenger RNA. The record is from the annotation of a GenBank genome assembly. NCBI's taxonomy places the organism in Eukaryota, Phaeophyceae, Ectocarpales, Ectocarpaceae.